Messenger RNA from Sebastes umbrosus (honeycomb rockfish), 2180 nucleotides. It is a transcript of the gene esco2, whose product is annotated as establishment of sister chromatid cohesion N-acetyltransferase 2. NCBI's taxonomy places the organism in Eukaryota, Metazoa, Chordata, Actinopteri, Perciformes, Sebastidae. Gene Ontology annotation, cellular component: nucleus; chromatin. The transcript is spliced from 15 exons. Gene Ontology annotation, molecular function: protein-lysine-acetyltransferase activity. Gene Ontology annotation, biological process: mitotic sister chromatid cohesion. The record is from RefSeq and is a predicted model, not a curated record. The coding region runs from base 160 to 2142 and encodes 660 amino acids.
UCCGUUUCCGGUCCGGUUUUUUUUUUAGAGACUAGCGCGCGCUGUUCAAAACACGGAGAAGAACCGCGGCAGAAGAAGAAGAAGCAACGACUCAAACUUUAUACCCACAUUUAUAUAGUUUUAUACUCCACAGAAACGUGUCCGGUGAAGUUUGUGAAAAUGAUGCCCACUACUACCAGGAAGAGGAAGCUCUCCUCUCUGGACUCUGACAGUAACCCGGCCAAGAACAGGGUGAGGGAGGAGGUGUCCCCCGUGAAGAGGAGCAGCCCCAGGAAGCCGCCACAGUCUCCGAUCAGGAAGAAGCUUGUCGGGCUGCUGAACAAGGAGAACUCUUCCUCGCCACAGAAGUCCCCACGUAGAGCAGCAGGCUCUCCAGCCAAAUCACCUCGUAAAUCUCCGUUCAAACCUUCCAUGGUUACAAGCUCCUUCUAUGGCCAGAAUAAGCCCAUCUAUCUCACUCCACUAGAGAGGAAGGCGAUAAAGGAGUCCCGGCCUUCUCCUCCUCCUCCUUCCUCUCCUUCCCCUCCUUCCCAGGAGAAAAAGAAGAAUAAGAGGAAUGUUAAAGGAGGCAGGAAGCAGAGAAAGGUGGCUGCAGGAUCUAGUAAUGUGGGGAAGACGGGUACCAAAAGCAGUGCGACAUCUCCAAAGAUGAUCAAGCUGUCCAAAUUUAACAGCAGUGUCGCUGCUAAACCAGCAUCCACUACAACCGCUGCUCCCUCCAGCAGCGCUAAGCCAGCAGAGCCCAAGAAGGCAAUCACCAUCACUUUCAGCAGCCUGAAACCCAAACCGAAGAUCUUUGUAGGUGCAGCUUUCUUCAGUACAGGGAAGAAACCUUCAUCCAUGUACAAGAAAUCUGCACCAAAAUCCUCGACCAGGUCAGCUUCAGUCCCUAAAAGCAAAGCUAUCCUGCUGCAGACAACGAGUGAGAAAUUAAAGCCACCUGCUCAGGUGAUGAACCAGCAGCAGAAACAUCCUGAAGAGAGUGCUGUCAAGACUAAAGAGAACCAGCCGAGCACAAAGCAGAGAGUAAAGUUUGAUCCGUCAGACUGGAUGGACCCUGUUAAUGAACAGCCUGAAACUCCACAGCCAUUCAGCUCUCCUAAAAUGUUGUCGAAGAAAUAUGGGAUUACCAAACAGCUGAAUAUUGUGUUGGCAAGGACCCCAACAGCAAGUCCUGCAUCCACAGCUGCAUGCCUCAGUACUCAGGACGGUGGCUCUGAGUUUGACCUGAGUGAUAUAAGUCCCACCAGUGCUGCUGCCAGCCCACUCAAAGAAUCUGCAGCGGUGUAUCCCAUCUUUGGCUCUGCCUCCAAGAGGUUAAAGAGUGCCUCUCGGCGGGCACCAGUGUCCUGCAGCACCCCCUCUGGCCCGAUAACGUCACUGCAGACUACUCCUGCAGCCAAAGAGCGACCUGUUCGCAGGAAGAAAGAGAAACAGGACGACGACCAGCUCAUCAUCGACGCAGGUCAGAAGCAGUUUGGAGCGAUGACCUGCAGCUCGUGUGGGAUGGUGUACAGCGCAGAGAACCCAGAGGACAAUUUCCAACACACCCAGUUCCACCAGCGCUUCAUUGACUCCAUCAAAUUUGUGGGCUGGAAGAAGGAGCGGGUGGUGGCCGAGUUCUGGGAUGGAAAAAUCCUCCUAGUCAUGCCAGAUGAUCCCAAAUAUGCCAUUAAAAAGGCUGACGACGUGCGGUGUGUAGCGGACAGCGAGUUGGGUUUCCAGCAGGUGACUCUGAGCAGACCCACACAGGCCAAGACCUACCUCUUCAUCAACAGGGAGCGCAUGGUGGUGGGCUGCCUCGUCGCUGAAUCCAUACGCCAGGCUUACAGAGUCCUCGAGCAGCCGGACCAACCCAAAGACAUGAUGAAGGAUGACUUCAUGGAGCGACACCGAGCCUGGUGCUGCUCCACCGUCCCAGAACAAGCUCUGUGUGGGAUCAGUCGCAUCUGGGUCUUCAGUCUGGCCAGACGUCAGGGCAUUGCCACACGCAUGCUGGACACCGUCAGGAGCACCUUCGUGUACGGCAGCCAUCUGACCAAGGAAGAAAUCGCCUUCUCUGACCCGACGCCUGACGGCAAACUGUUCGCAACCAAGUAUUCCAACACACCAACAUUCAUGGUUUACAACUUCAUUGCAUGAAGUAAAUACGUGGAUUAAAGAUGCAUGGUUUCAACUGA